Molecule: messenger RNA, 324 nt
Organism: Helobdella robusta
Lineage: Eukaryota; Metazoa; Annelida; Clitellata; Rhynchobdellida; Glossiphoniidae
Exons: 4
Coding region: 1-324 (107 amino acids)
Molecular function (GO): serine-type endopeptidase inhibitor activity
Source: RefSeq, a predicted model, not a curated record
AUGAAAUGUCUGUACGGCGUGAAAGUUGACGGGCACGGAUGCCUAACCUGCCUGUGCUUUGAUCCGUGUGAGAAAUUUCCUUGUCAAGAAAACGAAUGGUGUCACGUUGUUCCAACAUUAUGCGAUAUUCUCCCCUGCAAAUACACUCUGCAGUGUCUUAACAAGUGCCCACCAUUGUUGUGCCGAUUCUACUGUCCACGCGGGUUGAUGAGGGAAGAAAAUGGAUGCUUCCGCUGUAAAUGCCUCGGUGACCAAAAACCCUCCGGCGACAAAAUGGAACUUAUGGAGUUUCAAGAUGACAUGAUGAAUCUGGCAGAACGAUGA